GCUUUUGUCCGUCCCUCUCCCCUUAAACCCUAUAAACCCCGGAAACUCUCGCUCUCUCCCCUCUGAAACUACUAAGAAAUGGCCUUCUCUUCUAUUCUUCGCCGAUCGGCCUCCUCUUUCGCGUCUCUCGCGGUCCGUGCUCUCCGAAGCCAGCGGAAUUGCCACUCUGCCAUCUUUGCCGCUCUUAACCAGACGAGGAUCGUUUCCAGUGAGAAUCGUCUCAGUCCGUUUCUGCCUCCUUCUUUUAGCUACUCCACGAAGAGGCCGAGCUCCGACGAGAAUCUCCUCCGAGUCCUUGACUCGGAGAUACAAUGCGCUGAGGAAACCAUCGACCGCAAUCGGGUUGAAGAUGCACCAGAUGGAUUCCCCUUUAAAAUUGAAGACAAGCCUGGAUCUGCCACCAUUACACUGUCAAGGAAGUAUGAGGGUGAAGAGAUAAAAGUUGAAGUCAGCUGCCCUAAAUGCGUGACCAGUGAUGACAUCCAGGCCUAUAGUGAUGAGAAGGAGAGCAUUCCUCUAGUCAUAAGCAUUGCCAAUGGGAGCGGACAGUGUAUUAAAUUCGACUGCGUUGCUUACACCGAUAACCUCGAUAUUGACUGCUUGGGGAUUAAGAAUCCUGAAAACUCAGAGGACCAAAUUGCUUACGAAGGGCGUGAUUUUCAGGAUUUGGAUGAGAACCUGCAGAAAGCAUUUCACAAGUAUUUAGCGAUUAGAGGAAUCAGAGCCAGCGCAGCCAAUUUCUUGUAUGGAUACAUGAUCAACAAAGACAGCAGAGAGUACUUGAUGUGGUUGAAGAUGCUCAAGAAGUUUGUCGAGGCGUAAUUUUGUUGGGGGCGGCGUCGCUUGUUAGGGUUUCAGUCUUCAGUUCUGGUGCGAGAUCCUCCAUUGCAAUAGCUUAUUCGGUCUGAAUGUAGACUACCAUGGGUUGUCCACUGCUUGAAGGGAACAUCUUUAAUCGAGAGAGCUGAAAUUAUU
This is a messenger RNA of Rhodamnia argentea, 975 nucleotides long. RefSeq lists its product as uncharacterized. The record is from RefSeq and is a predicted model, not a curated record. Gene Ontology annotation, cellular component: mitochondrial matrix. Bases 79 to 822 code for a protein of 247 amino acids. NCBI's taxonomy places the organism in Eukaryota, Viridiplantae, Streptophyta, Magnoliopsida, Myrtales, Myrtaceae. The transcript is spliced from 3 exons.